AUGCAAGGACAAGAAAUUAAAAAGAAUUUGAAAGAACAGAAAGAAGAGAUUAAUACGGAGUAUAAACUAACCUCCGGAGAAGACGGCGGCGACAAUGCGGCGGAGGAAAGGGAGAAAAUGGGUAAGGGAAGUAGCAACAUGAGUCGAAAGUUUGACGCCAUCAAAGACAUUACCGACAAGAAGGAGACGUGGAGACUGGCUGUUCGUAUUAUUGAUUCAUGGAGCGUCGUUAACAGUAAGGGUGCUGAACAUCUGGAGAUGGUUAUCAUGGAUGCUGCGGGUGAUCGAAUUCAAGUUUUGAUUCGUGCUGAUCACACACAUAAGUGGAAACCAAGAAUUCAAGAAAAUAUGACUUGCGUAAUAAACAACGGCACUGUAUUUGAUAACGAUUUUCAGUGGAAGCUUUGUGACCAUUCUAAAAAAUUUGUCUUCCUUGGUGGUACCACCAUGAAACACAUGGAUGUUCAAAAUAUUCCUCCUCGAAAGUAUUAUUUCAAAGACUUUUCUGAAAUUAAUGGAGGCAAUUGUCAACUAAACAGACUUGAAGAUAUUAUAGGUGUUGUGCAUGAGAUCAACAAUAUGCAAUCAAACACGCCCGGGAAGAAGACAUUUGCUGCCUUCAGUCUGAAAGAUUUGAGUGGUAACAUUGUUAGCUGCACAUUAUGGGAGAGCUAUGGAUCUAAGUUUUUGGAUUACUACAAUGACCCAAAUAAUAGCGGUGCUAUUGUCGUCAUACUAACCCAUGCAAUGAUAAAGGAAUGCCAGGUAUCCAAUGCAUGGAGUGGUUCUAAGCUGCUGAUCAAUGAAGACAUCCCUGAGAUUUCCGAGUUUUUAUCAAAACUGCCUGCAAAUGAGCAAAAUCAAAAGCCUUCCCAAUCUGCCAAAUCUAUGUCUCUUUGGUCCGGUGGAUCUCAGUUUACAACAGUUGAAAAAUUUGUUCAUAAGGCAAAGUGCAUUCCUUUGAGUGAAUUAACCAAAAUGAAACAAGUAUAUCUCAAAACAAGUGUUUUUCAUCAUUUGCUAUAUCUCAGAUCAAGUUAUUUUGCAGUUAUCUAUAUUGAAUUCUAA
Molecule: messenger RNA, 1068 nt
Organism: Vicia villosa (hairy vetch)
Lineage: Eukaryota; Viridiplantae; Streptophyta; Magnoliopsida; Fabales; Fabaceae
Product: replication protein A 70 kDa DNA-binding subunit C-like
Exons: 7
Coding region: 1-1068 (355 amino acids)
Source: RefSeq, a predicted model, not a curated record